Molecule: messenger RNA, 5788 nt
Organism: Musa acuminata subsp. malaccensis (wild Malaysian banana)
Lineage: Eukaryota; Viridiplantae; Streptophyta; Magnoliopsida; Zingiberales; Musaceae
Cellular component (GO): nucleus
Molecular function (GO): chromatin binding
Source: RefSeq, a predicted model, not a curated record
GUCUCCCUCACGCCCCCUCUUUUUCUUCAUCCCCUUCUCACGAUCCCCCACGGAUCGCAUCCACUUCUUCCUUUCUAUCUCUUUCAUCAGAUCGCGAAACCCGCGACCCAAAUCGCUCCACAAAUACCCUCGAUCCACCAGUCCCUGCGUCACGUUGUCUUCCUCCCAGAUUGAUCGGUCCACCUCCCGAUCUCUCCUUCAGCGUCGAGCUCGAUCCGGCAUAGGUAGGGUCUUUCUUCGCGCGUUCGUUUGUUGCGGGAAACCGCCGUGGAGGGGCUUGCAGACGGUGGAUCUGAAGGCGGGUGUGGCGGUGGCGUGUUACUUGUUCUAGGGUUUGAUUCGGUGGAAUUAUAGACGGGUAGACUGGAGAGGAAUUGAUGGUUGGUGGCGUCGGCGGAGGGAUCGGAGAGGGGACGAUGAAAGGCUAUGCAUGGGCGGGAGGGUGAGGAGAGGAAACGGCGGCGGCACAUGUGGCCGGUACCUGCGCCCGGUACAGCAGCAUCAGCGUCAUCGUCGUCAUCAGCUCCUCCACCUUCUCUAGCUUUUCCGGAGAACCCCUCCUCGGAGUCGGAUUCCUCUCGGUCCUCUUGCGAUUCGUUCCUAAAGGAUGGGCGUAAAAUUCGAGUUGGUGAUUGUGCUCUUUUCCAGGCCGGCAAUGCACCUCCUUUCAUUGGAAUAAUUCGCUGGUUUACAGAAGGCAAGGAGGAUCACCUUCGGUUAUGUGUUAAUUGGCUUUACCGACCUGCUGACAUUAAGCUUGCCAAAGGUGUAUUGCUUGAAGCUGCUCCAAACGAAGUUUUUUACUCCUUCCACAAGGACGUGAUAACUGCAGCUUCAUUGCUUCAUCCUUGUAAAGUAGUGUUUUUACGUAAGGGUGUCGAGCUUCCAGCAGGGGUAUCAUCAUUUAUAUGCAGACGAGUAUAUGACAUUACUAACAAGUGCUUGUGGUGGUUGACUGAUCAAGACUAUAUCAAUGAACGACAAGAGGAAGUAGAUCAGCUUUUGGACAGAACUCAAUUAGAAAUGCACGCAGCAGUUCAGUCCGGUGGACGUUCACCUAAACCACUUAAUGGUCCAUCAAGCACACAACAGUUAAAAUCUAGUUCAGAGAGUGAUCAUAAUACUGGCCCUUCUCUCCCGUUUCAAUCGAAGUUGAAGAAGAGAGACAGGAGUGAUCAGGGCACAGAGCAUAUCAAGAGAGAGCGGUCUUCUAAACCAGAUGAUGGUGAUUCAUGUAAAUCUGAUAACAUGAUGAAGGCAGAAUUAGUCAAAAUAACAGAAAAAGGUGGACUUAUAAGCACCGAAGGGGUUGAGAAAUUGGUGAACUUAUUGCAGCAUGAUAGACCCGAGAAUAAAAUAGAUGUUUCUGGUCGGAUACUGGUUGCAAAUGUGAUUGCAGCCACUGAUCGUUAUGAUUGCCUUGGCAGGUUUGUGCAGCUUAAGGGUGUGCCAGUCUUGAAUGAUUGGCUCCAGCAGGUGUACAAGUCUAAGGCUGGUGAUGGUACUAGUCAUAAAGAAAGUGAUAAAGCUGUUGAGGAGCUUCUCUUGGCUCUUCUUUGUGCACUGGCUAAAUUGCCUGUCAACCUUAAUGCUCUGCAGGCUUGUAAUAUUGGUAAAUCUGUGAAUCACUUGCGGAGCCAUAAAAAUCCUGAAAUCCAGAAGAAGGCUAGGAGUCUUAUUGACACCUGGAAGAAACGAGUUAAUGCCGAAAUAACAAAGAUCAAUGAUGCCAAAUCUGUUGGAUUAGGCCAACCUGUUUGGCAAGUUAAGUCAGGUUCUUCUGAUGUUUCUCAUGUUGGAAACAGACGAUCUGGACCAACUGAUGUGGUUUCUAAGAGCCCUGUAACUCAUACUGCAUGUAAGUCUAGUAAGCCUGGACAUUCAGAUCCUAUUGUGAAGUCACCUUCAGCAACACAAGGGUCUUCGAAAGCAACAUCUAUUGCAACUGGCUCAAAGGAUUCACUUUGCAAAGCAGCUCAUCACAGUGGGGGUACAGAGAUGACACCAACAGCAGUCAAAGAGGAGAAGAGCAGUAGUUCCAGUCAUUCUCAGAACAAUAGCCAAUCUUGUUCUAGUGAUCAUGCAAAAACAGUGGGUUCCUCAUGGAAGGAAGACACAAGGAGUUCAAGUGCUGGGUCAAUUAAUGCUACUAAGGCCGCUGGUGCUUCAUCCCGUCAUCGAAGAUCGAGCAAUGGGGUUACUGUGACUAGUAUUUCUGGAGUUCAGAAGGAAACUCAUCCAAGUAAAUCUGGUUCUCUCAACCGAGCUGCAACAUUGGAAAAAUCAUCACAAUCAGGACUGACAUGUGAAAAACCAAUUGAUAUGCCUGCUGUAGAUCAUGGAAAUAACCACAGGCUUAUUGUCCGGCUUCCUAACCCUGCUCGAAGCCCUGCACGAAGUGCAAGUGGAGGUUCAUUUGAUGAUCCAUCAAUUUCCGGUAGCAGAGCAUCCUCUCCUGGGUUCUCAGACAAACAUGAGCACAGUGAUCGUAGAGUGAAGCCAAGGGUUGAUGCUUAUCAAUCUAACAUUGUCAUGGAUGCUAAUACAGAGUCAUGGCUGAGCAAUGAUGUAAAAGAAUUGCCAGUUGGAGCUGGAGGUGUUAGAUCACCAGCAGCUGAUGAAGAACACAUCAGGAGUGCUGGGGAAACUGGAAAGGAUACUGAGGCUCCAGGAGCUGCGUGUUCAUCUUCUGGAAAUGAAAAGGGUGUUUCCUCGACUGAAACCAGGACAAGAAGUUCUUUAAGUUCUAUAAUUGCCUUGAUUGAAAGUUGCGUCAAAUACUCUGAAGCUAGUGAUCCUUCAGCUGUUGAAGAUGAUGUUGGGAUGAAUCUGCUUGCUAGUGUGGCAACUGGAGAAAUCUCCAAGUCUGACUUAAUUUCUCCCACUGGCUCAGCUGGGGCAUCACCUGGGGCCGAAGACCCAUCUACAGAGGCCAAGUCAAGGUUAUCAAGUGCUGAUGAUUUGGCCCAGAGUCAUAUUGAAUUAGAUGAAGCCGCAGAUGCCGACUCCAUUAAGAAAGGGAAGAGUGUCAAUUCUAUUUCAACUGGGGAUGUUCCAUGUCAGGAUGGGACCAACUUUUUGGGAAACAGUGGAAAUGAUGUCUCCUUGCAGGAUAAUAAAUUGACAGGUGAGGAGGCUGAACAAUCUGCUUCUGGUUUGAGUUCUCACAAAACUAAAGACUCUUGUCCCAUACCUAAGCCGAAACUCGAGGAAGAAAGAGAUGGAAAUUUUUUGGUGUCCAAGUCAGCUGGAUUGGGGAAGUGGGAUAAUGAUGGAGUCCGUCCACUCGAGGAAAAGCAUAUAACAGGUUUGGACAAUUCUACUGAUUGCAAGCUUAAAGAAAGAAGCUCAAUGGAAGAUGAAAGCAAACCUAGGGAAUGUGCUCGUCAGAAGAUUGGAGAUGACAGUAUAUGUACCUUUGAGGUUGCUAACAAAGAUGGAUGUGAUCAUGACAUUGCUGCUCCAGGUAUCAAGAUAGAAAAGCUGGUCAUUGAGGAAUGUCAAUCAGGCCUUACUGCAAAAGUAGUGCCUGAGGUUGCACCCCAAUCUUGCCAGCAACAACCUCAGAUGCCUGUGAUUGUGGAGAGAAGUGAUAAUGAUGCUAUUUCAUCUGGUGUUCCUGAUGUUGCAUAUCCAGAAAAUGCUGAUGGGUCAAAGACUUCCAAGCCUGAUAACGUGGGGGUCAAUCACUUUGAGUCGAAUGAUAAACAUGAAUGUGACAGCCUCAACCUGUCUAAACUUGAUGAAUCAGUUAGACUAGCAACCACCUCCUGCAGUACUGCUUGUGCAGCUGAAGAUUUGAAAAUAAAGGAGUCUCUUGAAAGUUUAACUGUGGGAUCAGCCAGUCAAGAACCACCCUCAAGUUGUACAGCCCAAGAGAUGGAGAACCAAUCAAAACCUGCUGGUUCUAGGUUCUCGGGGGCUUUUGCGGAUGUGAAGGAGGAUCUUGCAUCAUCCCUGGAGGCCUCUUCAUUGGCUGUUAAAGCUGUGCCAGAUGUUGCUAGUAAGCUUGACUUUGAUUUGAAUGAAGGCAUCACCGGAGAUGAUGGAACCCAAGUUGAGACUUCUGUCUCUAUUUCAACCGUGUGUUCCUCUAUAGGUCAUUUGCCCAGCCUGUCUCUGUUCUCAAAUUCCAUGUUGACCGGGUUGCCUGCUCCAAUUACAGUAGCUGCACCAGCGAAAGGACCUUUUGUUCCACCUGAAAACUUAUUAAAGAGCAAGGAUGAGCCUGGAUGGAAAGGCUCGGCCGCCACUAGUGCUUUCCGGCCAGCAGAACCACGUAAAGUUCUGGAGGUGCCACUCAAUACUUCUGGAGUGUUGCUACCAUCUGAUUCUGCAGGAAAGCAGUGUCGUCCUCCUCUCGAUAUUGAUCUGAAUGAACCUGAUGAGAGAGCUCUUGAAGACAUGGCCACUCAGAGCUCUGCUAAGGCCAUGGGCUCUGAGCUGGGGACAGUGGGCAAUCUUGAUGCACCUGGACGAAUUUCUGGGGGACUUGAUCUUGAUCUAAAUAGGGUCGAUGAAGGUAUGGAAAGUGGCCAGUUCUUAGUGAGCACCUCCCAUAGGAUGGAGGUUCCACUUUUUGCCAUAGGACAAGCAUCAACGGAAUUUCCUAAUAGGGAGGCCAAUAUGUUAAGGGACUUUGAUCUAAAUAAUGGACCGGGCCUCGAUGAAGUUUGUGCUGAACCUGUAACGAGGAACCAAAAUACAAGAAGCACUGGUAGUGUGCCAUUCUUACCCGCAGUUGCUGGUGUCAGAAUGAAUCCUCCUGAAUUGGGUAGUGUAUCAUCGUGGUUUCCUCCUGGUGGUUCUUAUCCUGCUGUUGCUAUACCAUCCUUCUUGACCAACAGAGGAGAGCACCCUUACCCAAUUGUUGCAGCUGCAGGAGGCCAAAGAAUUUUGGGGCCAGUUACAGCUAGUGGUCCCUAUGGGGGAGAUGUUUACCGGGGCCCUGGGCUUUCAGCAUCUCCAGCCAUGGCAUUUGCUCCUGCUACGGCAUUUCCUUAUGCUGGGUUCACUUUCGGGUCCAAUUUUCCGCUUGCAUCAACUUCGUUUUCAGGUGGAUCGGCAACCUUUGUCGAUUCUUCGUCUGGAGCUGGUUCAGGUUUCCCUGCCAUUCCUUCGCCACUUGUUGGACCUGCUGGUGGCAUUUUAUCCAAUUAUCCGAGGCCUUAUGCGAUAGGCCCUCCUGAGGGUAGUGCCAGUGGUGGAUCCGACAACAGCAGGAAAUGGAUUACAUCAGCACUUGAUCUUAAUGCAGGUCCAGGAAAUGCAGAAGGAAAGGAUGACAGAUUGCCCUUGCCAUCGAGACAACUAGUUUCAAACUCCCAGGCUUUCAUGGAGGAACAGGUAAGAAUGUAUGCGGUGGCAGGAGGGGGUCUGAAGAGGAAGGAACCUGAGGGAGGUUGGGAUGCAGAUAGAUCUGCUUACAAGCAAAUCUCAUGGCAGUGAAGAGAUUUUAGAAGCAGCAAAUCAGUAGCAGUAUCCAAAUACAGCACACACAUAUGUGGAAUUCCUUGUAUUGGUUUGCACUAAGUUAUGCACUUAAAGCCGCAUGUGUCCUGAUGUUUCUUGAGGAAUAUGUGGAAAUCUUUCAGAGGAUUCUGAAACUUGCUGUAUUUCCUGUAAAUGUCGACACUCGUUGAAACAAAUUUUCAUGAGUUCAGCACUUUUGUCUUACGUUGCUUUAGCAUGUUCCAGCGUGUUUUCUGGGGAAACCCCUUGCAGGACGACGACAUUACUUUUGUCGAGUCUUUUUUAUUUAUCAUCUUAUCCAUUGGAGCCACUGCAA